Leptinotarsa decemlineata (Colorado potato beetle) is the source of this 4860-nucleotide messenger RNA. RefSeq names its product phospholipid-transporting ATPase VD. Gene Ontology annotation, cellular component: plasma membrane. Gene Ontology annotation, molecular function: ATP binding; ATPase-coupled intramembrane lipid carrier activity; magnesium ion binding. The record is from RefSeq and is a predicted model, not a curated record. Gene Ontology annotation, biological process: phospholipid translocation. Lineage: Eukaryota; Metazoa; Arthropoda; Insecta; Coleoptera; Chrysomelidae.
UAGGUGAUGUAGCAGUUGAUUUGACAGAACUUUCACUUCUGUAAUUCUGUUUUCAAUUUAACGCUCUGCAGUUCCUGUUUGAUCAGAUGAUAAAAAAUUAGUUUCUAUAAACAAAAACACCUAUGACAAUGUCAAAGUUCAAAGUUUUGGUGGUUGUUUACAGUGAGUUCUUCUCUAUUGUGCUGAACUAAACGCCUACUGUUUAAUGUGUGUCCAUAUGCAUCCUUUGCUUGCAUAUCUCAAAUGGUCAAUUAUUAGCAAGUUUAAACGUGACCUCCUUCAAAAUGCCAAGUUUCAAUAAUGGACAGAAAGCUCCCAACUCGCAAGUGGACAUGGGUGUUCAAACUCCCAUUGCUCAAUGUUCCACAUACACUUUCCCUGAGUCAAUUUCCCCAGAAGCAAGAGGUCAUCUUCGAAGUAUUAGUCAUGGAGGUGGAAUCGUUCUUGGAGCAAGCAGUUCAGGUGUUGUUGCAAGCAGGUCAGCUUUAAAAGGAUCCAGGGGUCACCAAAGAGCCUUGUCUCAGGGUCAUAUAAUUGAUUCAAGUAUACCUAAGCCGGGUCACAACAGGGUUGGAUCGAAAACAGAAUUUAUUCUACCCCCUGGUCACAAAGAAACUGAGAAUACUUCUGGCACCACAGUCAAAAGUUCAGCAAAGGGGCAUUCCAGACAAGCUUCCACUUCAGAAUCAAUAUAUACUCUCAGGAGGACAGUACCACCGCCAAUUUGGAGAAGAAUUUUAUGUUGGAUUAUUCGUCGGGCAUCUAAGAAUGAACAAGAACAACGCUACCGGGUAGUAGUUCCAAAUCACAUUGUGCCUCCGAAAAUCCCUGUGAAUGAACAUCCUAACGGGCAUCAACCAAACAAUCGAAUUAGGACUACAAAAUAUACCCUUUUAUCCUUUUUACCCAGAAACUUGCUGGAGCAGUUUCACAGAGUAGCUAAUUUAUAUUUUAUUUUUAUAGUUUUACUAAACUGGUUUCCUGCUAUCAAUGCUUUCGGUAAAGAAAUUGCAAUGAUACCAGUGUUGUUUGUGCUAGGCGUUACAGCUGUUAAAGACUUGUUUGAAGAUCGUAGGAGGCAUGCUAGCGAUAAAAGAAUAAACAAUUCCACCUGUAGAAUAUACAAUAUUGAAGCAAGUAGGUAUAAAAAAGUUUUAUGGAAAGACGUGAGAGUCGGAGAUUUAAUACAUUUAUCAAACAAUGAGGUCGUUCCUGCUGAUAUACUAGUACUUCGUUCAAGCGAUCCCAGUGGCUUAUGUUAUAUAGAUACAGGACAUUUGGAUGGUGAAACCAAUCUGAAACAGAGGCAGGUUGCAAGAGGUUUCGUGGAGAAACAGAGCAGCUUUGAACCUAGUAAGUUCAGAAGUACAAUUGAAGUAGAGGCUCCCACAACUAAAAUAUACAGAUUCCACGGUGCAAUUGUUCAUCCAUCUGGAAGUAGAAUACCAGUUGGAACAAACAACUUGUUAUUAAGAGAAUGUCUUUUGAAAAAUACAGACUUUGUUGAAGGAAUAGUUGUGUAUGCAGGUCAUGAAACCAAAGCUAUGCUAAACAAUGGUGGUCCGAGGUAUAAACGUUCAUCUCUAGAGAAGCAAAUGAAUCAAGAUGUCAUAUGGUGUGUUGUUAUAUUGAUAUUUCUUUGUAUACUUGGUGCAAUAGGCUGCAAACUAUGGUUGACUUAUUAUCAAAACUUACCGCCGCCAUUCCAAGAGUCUACGAGUGAAACUACAGAAGCAAUUUUAGCAUUUUGGACAUUUAUUAUUAUUCUACAAAUAAUGAUACCAUUGUCUUUAUAUGUUUCUCUGGAAUUGUGUAAAAUAAUUCAGGUAUAUCACAUUCACCAUAAUCUUGAUCUGUAUGAUCCUGUAAUGGAUAAAAGAACCGAGUGUCGUGCCUUAAAUAUUACGGAGGAACUUGGUCAAAUUCAGUACAUAUUUUCAGAUAAAACUGGAACUCUCACUGAAAAUCGUAUGAUAUUUCGAAGAUGUGCCAUUGCUGGAGUAGAUUAUAAUCAUCCUCUGCUCGUAUCUGAAGAGGAUGGCAAAAAACUCACUAACUUAAGUGUUGUUAUUAACUCUAACUUAUUGAAUGAUCUACAACAAGAGAGUACAGUUUCUGAAAAAAAUUGCAGCCUAAGAUUCACCCACUCUGCAAGAAUUCAAGAGUUUUUGUUACUGUUGACAAUAUGUAAUACUGUCGUUUGUUCCCAGCACCCUCAUUAUGAUCUCAUGAAUGCAAGUGGAAUUAUUGAAGAUCCAAAUAUUUAUGAAAAAACAACACAAAACUCUUCCCAAGAAGGCAGUUCUAACACAAAUGUUAAGUCAAUAAACUGCAGUGAUAAAUACACCAUACUAGAUGAAUCACGUUCUGUCACUCCUUCUCCACCAUUGAAUAACUAUUUAUUUGAUUAUAAAGGAAAUCCUCAUGUUCCCACUUUAUCACCUAUUGAAUCUAUAGAUGAAUCGUCAAACUCAGACUCAUUGCAGAGCACAAGCAGUAGUUCCAAAUAUAAUCGACCAAAUAUCCUCAACCUUCCAUCAAGAACCUUCUUCAAAAAAGGAAAUAAUCUCACCGAUGAGCAAAAAGCAAGAUUGAACCAGCACAAGUCUGCUACACCUUCACCGUUGGAUCUCAAACCAAUCUUUGAAGCAGAAAGUCCUGAUGAAUUAGCCUUGGUUGACGCUGCUUAUAGCUAUGGAUGUCGACUUUUAAAACGUACUUCAUCUUCAGUUACAGUGGAAAUGCAAGAACUUGGAAAAAUGAGUUAUGAAAUUUUGAAUGUCCUUCCUUUUGACUCUGUUCGGAAACGUAUGAGUAUUAUUGUAAGACAUCCUCAUUCAAAACAAAUAAUUUUAUAUACUAAAGGUGCAGAUACGGCCAUUAUGCCGCAACUCACCCCUGUGGAAGACGACUCUGAACAAAAAUUGAUAAUCACAAGAACCCAACAUCACCUCAACUGUUAUGCAAGAGAAGGUCUCAGGGUGCUUGUGAUGGCGAAACGAAUUAUAGCCCAGCACCAAUAUGAUGAAUGGUACAGAAAACAUCAAGAAGCAGAACUGGCUGUGGAUAAUCAUGAAAGACGACUACGAAACAGCUACUCCUCUAUUGAAUGUAAUUUGACUUUAUUAGGGGCCACAGGUAUUGAGGAUAAACUGCAAGAAGGAGUUCCAGAAACCCUUUCAGCUUUAAUAUCAGCAGGAAUUGUUAUUUGGGUUUUAACAGGUGAUAAACCUGAAACAGCAAUCAAUAUUGCUUAUUCAGCUAAGCUGUUCUCCCCGCAAAUGGAGUUGCUGAAGGUGAUGGCAAGAACUAAAGAAGCAGCAGAAACUACUAUUCACUGCUAUCUUGAAGACAUUGAGAGAUCUUUGAACAAAGACCAUAAUUAUGAUAAUCAAGCUAUGUCUUCUACCCAUAGAAAUAGCUAUCACCAAUCAACUAGUGAAAACAAGCCAAGAGCUCUAGCUGUUGACGGUAAAACUUUAACAUUCAUUCUUGAUCGUAGAUCUAAUUUAACAAAACCAUUUUUGAAACUCACUACUCAUUGCAACUCUGUACUGUGUUGUAGAGCUACUCCUCUGCAGAAGGCCUAUAUUGUCAGGGUAGUUAAGGAAGAACUUAAAAUGAGAACGUUAGCCAUCGGAGAUGGUGCCAAUGAUGUAUCGAUGAUACAGACUGCUGAUGUGGGAAUCGGAAUCUCUGGUCAAGAGGGCAUGCAAGCUGUGAUGGCUGCAGAUUUUGCUCUCAGUAGGUUCAAAUACCUGGAGAAAUUACUUUUAGUACAUGGUCACUGGAGCUAUGAUCGUCUUUCAAGAAUGGUGCUCUAUUUCUUCUAUAAAAAUGCAGCCUUUGUUUUUAUUUGCUUUUGGUAUCAACUCUACUGUGGUUUUUCUGGUACAGUGAUGAUUGAUCAAAUGUACCUCAUGCUUUAUAAUUUAUUAUUUACAUCACUUCCACCUAUAGCUAUAGCUGUUUAUGACCAAGAUGCUCCUUCUGAAGUUCUUUUGGAAAAUCCAUAUUUGUAUAAGAGAGGACGUUUAGGUCAAGUUUACAGAUCUUACUCUUUUUGGUUAACUAUGUUAGAUGCAUUGUAUCAAAGCACUUGUAUCUUUUUCAUUUGUCAGCAAGCCUACAAUGAAACAGAUGUUGAUGUUUUUGAGUUUGGUGCCGCUACAACCACUGCCUGUAUGUUUGUUAUGCUCUUACAUGCCCUUAUAGAAAUGCGUUCCUGGACUAUUAUUCAUCUAGCCUCUAUAUUCUUAUCGAUAGGAGCUUUUUAUCUUUACUCACUGGUUUACAAUACAUACUGUAAACAUUGUUUUGGUUUGCCAAGCACCUAUUGGACAAUACAAAUAGCAAUGUCUAGAACAAUCUAUUGGCUAGCAACAUUGUUGUCAUGUGUUACUGCUCUACUGCCAAGAGUUUUAUACAGAAUUAGUCAAACUGUCUUAGCACCAGAUGAGGUUACAAAGGCUAUAGUCAGUCAACAAAUAGUUGCUAAAAGAGAACCCAUCACGGGGCUCAGCAUAACCCUUUAACCACAGUAGACUAGGUGAUUAACCACAAAGUGAUCCUUACUAUUUAACAUGUUGAUACUACAAUUCAAUCCUUGCAUUUUAAAGGCUGUGAUUCUUAAUUUAAGGGACCAAUUAGAAAAAUUGAUUCAACUCAUUAUUGUUAAAGAAACGUGCAACGCAACACAUAUUUGUGCCAUUUUUGUUUCAAUAUCAACUUCAUUUGCACCAAUAGACCUGUUAUUAGGAAUUAUUAUUAAUAAGUAAAAGAUGUACUAGUGCAUUUCAUUUAUAUUUUUAUUAUUAAGUUUAGUAACAGUGAUUGUAUUAAAUGAUAAUUUUAUAUAAA